AUGACAGCUUUUGUUUCCAAAAGACCUCAUAAGAAGUCAAGAGGGGGUUGCAAAACUUGCAAAACCAGAAAAGUCAAGUGCGACGAAGCUCAACCGAAAUGCAGCUUCUGCGAGAAGAGAGAUCUCAAAUGCGUAUAUAUCUACAAAUCUGCAGCAUCGCUCUCUAAUUCCGCAUCAAUCCCGUCGUUCUCCUCUGAAAAUGAUAGCCCUUUUUCUGCCUCUCCCGUUAGGGGUGAACAAACAGACAUUGAGCUUGUCCCUCGAUCAUGGUCAUUGAGCCCUGCUCCAUCCUUCCAAAGCAUGUCCACAUCGAGCUUUAUGUCACGCAACGAUUUAAGACUGAUGCAUCACUGGUCAACCAUCACUUGGAACACGAUAAAUGUCACUGACCAGGCUGAUGGUGUCCUACUUCUGCAUGCACCUCAACUCGGAUUCGGCAAUGAGUUCCUCUUGAAUUGCAUCCUUGGCAUCUCUUCUUUCCACAUGGAACACCUUAUUCCAAAUUGCCCCGAGAUAAAUCUGAUCAAACAGCAGACUUCUCUCUAUCGGGUCCGAGCCUUGAACAGCUUCCGUGAGAACCUGGGCAACCUCCAUCUGUCAUUAGAAAAUUGGGAGGCGUCUUUGCUCACAUCAAUUUUGCUCGUCGUUCUAUGCUCAAAGGACUAUGUUAGCACGGACGGGGAUCUCGCAGUCGUCAACUGGAUCGUGCUUUACCGCGGACUUGCUUCAGUCAUAAUGAUGCGGUCCUAUGCAGAUGUUCAAAAAUUGAAUGUCGCCCCUAUUUUCAAACGAGAGUUAACGUCCCUGCGAACCGUACCUGUUGUCCCGCAAAUUUUGAUCGACAUGGUUGAGAAAAUCAACCCUCUGGACUCGGACUUUGAAUAUCUCGAAUGGUAUUGCAAAGCCAUUGAUGUUCUUGGUAUUCUCUAUGCCGGUCUCCGUCAGGAUGGCCUCACUCCUCCUCUUUUCGUACGCAUAAUAUCAUGGCCAUCCUUCCUAUCUGAGGAAUUUUCCCGCUGCGCGCAGGAAAAACGUCCGAGAUCCCUUAUUAUAUUGGCAUACUAUUUGGUAUUUACGAAGUUGGUUAAUGGCUUGUGGUGGCUCGAUGGAUCAUCGAACGCUCAAAUUAAUGCCAUAGUAAAGAUGAUCGGUCCGGAGUGGCUGGUGUAUAUGCGUCUUCCACUCGAAGCUACAUACCUAAACAAACCCGAAGAAAUUACCGGCCUCCUAUUGAGGUGA
Messenger RNA from Lachnellula hyalina, 1239 nucleotides. Its product is annotated as Sterol uptake control protein. Gene Ontology annotation, molecular function: DNA-binding transcription factor activity, RNA polymerase II-specific; zinc ion binding. Gene Ontology annotation, biological process: regulation of transcription by RNA polymerase II. The transcript is spliced from 2 exons. The record is from RefSeq and is a predicted model, not a curated record. NCBI's taxonomy places the organism in Eukaryota, Fungi, Ascomycota, Leotiomycetes, Helotiales, Lachnaceae. The coding region runs from base 1 to 1239 and encodes 412 amino acids.